Adelges cooleyi (spruce gall adelgid) is the source of this 1153-nucleotide messenger RNA. RefSeq lists its product as uncharacterized. The record is from RefSeq and is a predicted model, not a curated record. The transcript has 3 exons. Lineage: Eukaryota; Metazoa; Arthropoda; Insecta; Hemiptera; Adelgidae. Bases 215 to 796 code for a protein of 193 amino acids.
GUCCGUCGAAACGCCUCCGUUGUCGCGCGACCAUUACUCCUCCGAGUCAUCGGUGACCCGUCGAUGUUUUAACGGGCCAACACUGUGGAUGUAAAAAAUAAAAAAAUAAAAUAUGUAAAUCAGUGGUCGAUUUGAAAAUGCGACCUUAGAAGAGUAGUUGUAUUUUGGUAAAAUAAUUGUUCACGGAUUUCUACAGUUAACACCAACGUUAGUAAUGUUUAAGACAGUUCGGGCCCAACAUGGUACCGGAGACUUGGCGGCCGAACUCGAGUACACUAUACUGCCACAGACGGACGACCGGUCUUCAGUGUCCAGUGGCGAUGAUGAACCGUGCACGAGCGACGGUCGCCGGCGUUCCGGUUACCGUCCGUCUGAGUACGGCGACAGUAACCGGCGGACCGUGAUUCUCAUCGUGGUCAUGUUAGUGUUGGGCUGCGGCGUCGUGGCCGCCGCCGUGUUGGUGCCCAUACUGUUGGCCACACGGUUGGUGGGCAUGCCGACGUCCGCGAGGUUGCAGACAUUCGCGGUGGCUGCGUCCGGCGUCGUACACUCGUCCCGAGGCGAUUACGUGCAGCUUCUGCCGGUCAAGCAAGCGCCGCCCGGCACCGUCAUCGAAUUCGACAGGCUGUCAUCGCUGCCGUCACCGCCACCGUCACAACCGGCACAGCCGUCUGGCCGUCGGGCGAAACGAUCUGCCGCCGCGUUGACGGCCAAACGACGCCGGAAGUGGCACGAAAACAACUAUUUCCGGAGAUCCGGCGCUGAUUUCCGUUCGUUGGACUUCCGGAUUCCAUAGCGUUGGCAUCAACAACAACAAAAACGAUAAGAAUACAUAAUGUCCUAUUUGAUUAACCGUUGUCUUUGCGGGCAGUUGAACUCGCUUAUACAUACGAACAGGAAAACUCGACACCGGACUCAUUACCGUAAACGCUUCGAUGGAAACACAAAUUGAACUGCACAACAUAAUAAUAUUGUAACGGUAAUAAUAUCCAAACAAAGAAGCGUUUUCCAAGGAUAGCGCAAUUCGUUUACUCGGUUGACUUGUGUGUCAAAAACUUUUAUAUUAAGCGUUCCAUGUACUUAGUUGUUUGUAUACAUAUAUGAAAGUAAAUUUAUUAAAAACUUAAAACUAUAUACAUAAUAUUAUAUUCAU